AGCAGCGUGGUAGCGUCUUCAAAUAUGGUAUAAAAAAAGAAUCGAAAUAGGUCUACUACUAGCCUUUACAAACUCAGCCCGGGCUGAAAUUUCAGCCUGGUUUUAAAAUAAUUCUGACGUGUCAUAAACACAGCCCAGGCUGAAACUUGCCAUGUAAUUGGCCGCGGUUUGCUGGGCUGAAAAGACACCAUGUAAUCAGCCCCUCAGGCCUAGGUUAUACGUCGCAUUUUAGUCGCGUUGAAUGCAACUCUAACAAUAGAUAAUAAACCCCAUAAAUCUGAUUGAUCAUCUCAUUAUCUAUUGUUUGAACUGCAUUCAAUGCAACUAGCCCUAAGCACUCGGCUGGAACAAAUGACUCUGAAACAAAGAAAUACAAAGAUAUUCACAAUGCGCAUUGCAAGUGGGUACUAGCACGCAAACAGUCAACCUCUCCUUGCUCGUCGUUGGAAGAACGAAAAUGGCCAACGAUAACGUUGAUAAUUUCCAGGUACGAACAAUAACUGAGUCAUCAACAGUCUUGAAGAAAUUCUUCAUAGAUUUAUUAGAAGAAGAAGGCUGGUUUCCUGGUCGAGAUGACAUCGAUAUCUUCCUUGCUUGUGAUCCAAACUCUCUUUAUGUUGGUGAGUUGAACGGAAAACCUGUCGCAGCUGGUGCUCUGUUUAAGUAUAACGAGGAAUACGGGCAUUUUGGAUGUUAUGUAACCAACAAAGAUCACAGAGGAGGAGACUAUGGUUUUAAACUGGCCGCAGAAUCAUGGCGACGAUGUCAACCUAUUGAAAAUUUAGGUGGCUUUUCUGUUCUCGAUAUGAUUGAAAAGUACGGAAAGUCAAUGGAUGCUGUUGCCCACUGGCCGAUGGAAAGGCAUAUCGUGGACAUACCAACGGCUUUAUCCUUCCUCAAAGAUGCCAUUUCUUCCAAUGCAAGUCCGCCAUUUAGUAUCAAGCAAGUCAGCGACGUUGAUUUAAAGGCAUUGUUUGAUUACGAUACUAAAGUCUUUGGUUACAAGCGAGAGAAAUUUGUUGAUCGUUUACUUCAGGUUAGUCACGCUCGCGUGGCUGUGGGUCAACAACAUGAAAUUGUCGGUUAUGCCGCAGCAAGGGUGUUGUACAACCCAGAUAACGGGUAUAGAGUGGGCCCCGUGUUCGGUGAAUCGAUUGAAAUUGCCAAGUGUCUUUUGGUUGAAGUUUUUUGACUUUUUCAAGACAUUUUGCAUUCCGGAAAAUCUGCCAAACAAGCCGUUGUGAUAGAUCUUCCUCUUGGAGGCAACCCAGCCGCAAAUGAGCUCGCAAAUAUCCUGCAUGGUAAAUUUAUACUAAAAUGUGUAUUUGCCUCUAUUCAUGGCCGUUUGCCUAAGUCUAAUUUUAAGAAAUGGUUUGCAAUAACUAUGGUUGAAGCAGGGUAGUAUGUUCGAAGCAUAUUUAUUCGCCAUAUUUUAUAGAACAUUUGAAUAAGGAACUAUGAUUUUGACAGAUUGUGCUUGAGAUAUCCAAUGUAGCUGAAAACUGUAUUUUGUGUUUUUUUUCUAAAUUAACUGCACGGUUUCAGAAAA
Dendronephthya gigantea is the source of this 1549-nucleotide messenger RNA. RefSeq lists its product as uncharacterized. Gene Ontology annotation, molecular function: acyltransferase activity, transferring groups other than amino-acyl groups. The record is from RefSeq and is a predicted model, not a curated record. The transcript has a single exon. Bases 458 to 1192 code for a protein of 244 amino acids. NCBI's taxonomy places the organism in Eukaryota, Metazoa, Cnidaria, Anthozoa, Malacalcyonacea, Nephtheidae.